Molecule: messenger RNA, 210 nt
Organism: Clunio marinus
Lineage: Eukaryota; Metazoa; Arthropoda; Insecta; Diptera; Chironomidae
Source: the annotation of a GenBank genome assembly
AUGAGUAGAAUUCAACCUCAAGAAGUGAUUGCAGAUGUUUCAGAAGACAGAAGCAUUUCAGAUAUUCGACUGGGAAUAAAUCAAGACUUAAAAGUCAUGCAUCAGAAAUUCUUAAUAAGAGUUGAAACUAGAAGUUUGCAAUCUUAUUCGUUUACUUAUCUUGCAAUUUACUUUUUUUUUUGUGAAAAAUGUCUUUGGGAAAUGUCAUAA